CAUAUAUUUUAUCUUCAACAUUGACGCCCUUGAUUCAACACAAUCAAGAAUAUCGUGUACGCAUCUCUCCGUCUUCUCUGGGUUUCAUUAUUAGUACUCACUCUCAAUGCCGAGAUCAUCGCGUUACGAUCUUCCCAUAGGCUGAUCUACAAUCGGAGCGAUCGAUUCGAUUUCGAUUUCGAUUUCGAUUUCGAUUUCGCACUGUGCUCAUCAUUCCCUAACUGUGUACUACUACUACUACUACUAAUUUGGGGUUUUAGGGUUUGGAAGAGCAUCGAAUAAUGCCUUCGGUGCUGACCAUUGAAUUCCUUACCCGCCCUUUUGUUCCUUACCUGACCUCUUUCCAUGGCGCUUCAAGCUUUCACCGUCUGAAAAGUCUUGAAAAGUGUGAUCGGCGUGGUAAUCUUAGUUAACACUUGCUUUUUUUCGUGUUUUUCUUUUUGGGUUUUGUUUUUCAUUUUUAAUCAGAUCGUAUCGAGCAAAGUUACCCAAUUAUUCGUUGACAAAUCGGCGAUCGAUCGAGCCGUUGCGAAAUCUGAAUUGCCUCUGAAACAGCAGUAUUGAUUGUGGGGUUCCCUUGUUUUGACUUUUGUUUCACAGAGCUUGCGACUUCAGUGAUGGACAUUGGUUCUACAUCAAUUUCAAAAGAUGCGAACAGUUCACAUGACUUGAAGCAGUUGCAUCUGGAGCCAUCACAAUGUAAUGGUGGUGUCAUAGAAAGUGUAUCUAAUGACCUUGGGAAUGAUCUGGGUGAAUUUCUACAUAUUCAGGAUGACCAUAAAUUGUCACUAAACUCCAUUUUGCCUCAAUCUUCUGAUGAGAAUGAAAACAGCACUGUGGAGAAAGAAGAUGAAUGUGAAGAGCCCGAUCAGACUGGAUCGACCAUUGUAACUUCUGAUAAAUGCUUAUCCAAGUGCACAACAUUUCCAUUGUCUAGUGAGAAAUCACCAUUUGCCGGGUCUAUUGAUCUGGAAGAUGGGGACAGGGAGGGUGCUGAAGUGGAAGAUGAAGAGGAAUCUGCUGCAGUGGUGAAGCAAAAUUACUAUGAAUCUGUUAUGCCAGCUCAAACUAAACAUAUAUUGUUGCCUACUCCUUUGAAACUUGUAUCUGCCAUGAAAGGUAGCCGUGAGAAACAGGGGACACCACCAAUGAAUCUGACUGUGACAUGGGCUCCAGACGUGUACGAUCCGUCUCCAGCAGCACCAACAUGUGUGAGAAUCAAGAAACCACUGUCCAAGACUGAAAGGAAGAAAAAAGGAAAGAACAAGCAGAAGGGCAGCAAACCUUCUAAAGGGGGCAGCAGCGGCAAGGACAAAAAACAGGUUCGAAAAAAUGGUGGUGGGAGUUGUAACAAGUGCCACCAAUCGCUGAAUGACGCUAAUGACAGAGCGGUUGAUUACAAUGAGGCUUCUGUGGAACUGGGGGAUUUUGACGUUGGUAGCCCGGACUCAUAUUGUGGGACUAGUUUCCUUGAGAAAUACAUGACAAAGUUGCAUUUUCCACUUGCGGAGGCUACAUAGACGACUACUAUUUUCAGUCACUUCAUUAGUCAUCCAUUUGUUAUUGGCGGUGUAGAUAAAUAAGUACCGGUUUAUGUUCUUGUUGCGGUGUUGUUGAUCUGUGGCUGUAAUUGUGCUAUGGAAACAUUUGACGAUUUUCAUCUGCAGUGCUUUUGUUGAUGAGCUGCUAUGAUACCUUCACAAACUUGUGGUUUUGUUCUGGCCUCAGAGUUGAGUGAGAGUUUGUUUUUUUUCUCUCUAUUCUGGCGAGUAAUACAAACACAAGAAACACACCACGCGUGAGGUGUUUCUUGUUUCCUUGUAUGUAUGAUGAUGAUGAUGAUGAUGAUGAUGAUGCUUGUUCAUAA
Camellia sinensis is the source of this 1867-nucleotide messenger RNA. RefSeq lists its product as uncharacterized. Lineage: Eukaryota; Viridiplantae; Streptophyta; Magnoliopsida; Ericales; Theaceae. The record is from RefSeq and is a predicted model, not a curated record.